Messenger RNA from Strongylus vulgaris, 273 nucleotides. NCBI's taxonomy places the organism in Eukaryota, Metazoa, Nematoda, Chromadorea, Rhabditida, Strongylidae. The record is from the annotation of a GenBank genome assembly.
AUUGUGGACCAUCUGUCUGGCCUAAUGGAUACGUCAUGGAUUCGUGUUUCGGAGUUAGCUGCCAUACUUGGCAUGCAAGUGGAAGACGUUGUAGAGACACUUGACUGGUUGCAGCUAUAUGAUCCAUCUUUGGUGUCAGAAACACCUGAAAAUAUAGAGCCGUGGGUGUUUGUCUACAUUAAAAAGCUAGAAUUACUACGCAAGACCGUUGCGCGACCUCCACGUUUGACGUUAAACUCACGACUGCUCCAUUGGCGACCUAAUAAGGCAUAG